CCAAGAGGAUAAAGAAAAAGUCCAGAAAUUAUAUAUUAAAAAUGAUCAAGGCAUUGACAAUGUAAGUGGUCAAACUUAUUGUUUCUACAAGGUUCAAUUAGAAGGAGAAUUAAACCUUAGUGAGUUCACUAACCUUAACUAUCUAGAGAUUAGAGGUAGCAGUUUCAGUGUUGAAUUAUCAGCGAGUAGUGAAGGAAAGGAGGUUCCAGAAAUGCUUCGUGUAGCA
Messenger RNA from Ambispora leptoticha, 226 nucleotides. NCBI's taxonomy places the organism in Eukaryota, Fungi, Glomeromycota, Glomeromycetes, Archaeosporales, Ambisporaceae. The record is from the annotation of a GenBank genome assembly.